AUGACUGCGGAGGUAAUUCCAUCAACCACGAGAAGUGCAGGCUCGACAUCUCAUGUAUCAUCAUCAAGGAGGACUUCUAAAUCAAAUCAGUCUCCUCGUGGAUCAUCGUCGGUGGCGGCGUCUAGUUCGAACGAUAGCAACAGUUACAACAAGGACUCAUGGAAAUCAUCUGUUUCAAGCGGCAGUUCACUCUCGAGCCUCCGAGAGUCAUUACCGGAAAAUCCACAUCUCUACGAUUUCAAAGAGAUUUUCUCCGCAACAAACAAAUUUCUAUCCAACAAGCACUCUUCGUCGUCUUCUUCCACUGCCUGGCGGUGUGUCAUUCGCGGCGACGACGUGAUUGUCUUUCAACGGAAGUUUCGCCGUCCGAUUGAUGCGGCUGAGCUUCGGGAUCGACUUCUCGUGAUUUGCAAGAGCCAUCACUCGAGUCUGAUUAAGCUUCGAGGUGCUUCAAUGUCCGGAAGCUACAUAUACUUGGUUUACGAUUAUGUUAAAGGUGCUAGCCUUGCCGAUUGCCUUAAAAACCCUAAGAACCCUAACUUCACCAUACUUUCCGAUUGGAUGUCGCGAAUUCAGAUUGCAGCUGAUCUCGCUCAUGGCCUCGAUUACAUUCACAACUCUACAGGAUUGGAGAAGAAAUUCAUCCACAAUCACAUCAAAAGCUCAAGCAUAAUUGUAACCCAGUCAUCGUCACUAAACGCGAAAAUAUGCCAUUUUGGAACGGCGGAGCUCUGCGGCGAAACAGAUAGCAGCUUGGAACGAGAUUCAAGUAAGCCAAAUUCAAGAUUCGUGAAAUUCGAGGGCACACGAGGCUACAUGUCGCCUGAAUUUCAGUCUACCGGAGUUCCGACGCAUAAGUCCGACUUGUACGCUUUCGGAGUUGUACUUCUGGAGAUAUUGUCAGGCGAAGAACCGUUGAAGUACAGACAAGAAAAGGGAAAUUACGUUAGAGUUUCGUUGAUCGAGACGACGAGAGAGGCGGUGGAGAGCGGCGGAGUGAGACGGUGGAUGGAUAAGAGGCUGAAUGACUCGUAUCCGGAGGAGGUGGCGGAGAAGAUGGCACGAUUGGGACUGGAGUGUGUGGAGGAUGAUCCGGAAAAGAGACCCGACAUUAGUUGGGUUGCCGGUCGGAUUUCGAAGCUUUAUUUGGAGUCACAGAGUUGGACGGAGAAGAUGGGACAGCUUCCGACUGAUUUCAGCGUCUCCAUGGCCCCUCGAUGA
This is a messenger RNA of Lactuca virosa, 1221 nucleotides long. The record is from the annotation of a GenBank genome assembly. NCBI's taxonomy places the organism in Eukaryota, Viridiplantae, Streptophyta, Magnoliopsida, Asterales, Asteraceae.